UCAGCUUGAAUGUUUUUCGAUUAAAUAAUAUUCCGUUUUCGGUUUAAUGUGCCUUCGAUUUAAUUUUUUACUAAAAACAAAUUGAUUGCUAUCUAUUUCAUUGUUAACUAUGUGUAAUUUUACAUUUUGAAAUUCUCAUAAUCAUUAAUUCAUACCAAUUUAGAUGAAUUUGUGUAUACUAAAUUAAAAUAUGAUGGAAUCCGAAGAUCAUACUAAAUUUUUCCAUGUGGACGAGUUAAGAUUGAUACUCGACUACUAUUUUGAACACCCUCCGCCUUGGGCGCAACACGAUUCACCACCAUCGGUGAAAAAGAAAAAAAUGUCUGACAAAGACGUUAAAGUAGCUGAAGAAGUAUUACAACUGUUAAACUUAGCUGCUGAACAUUUUCGAGAUUUAUGGAAUUGGUCGGAAUUUGCCGAUCAAUUUUUAAAUCAUCAUGAUUCAUACGUAGUUUGGUUGGCAUGUCAAUGUAUGGCUAUUGUUUUACAAUUGACUGAAGCUGAUAAAUCGUUGCUUGUCAAUCGAUUUAUGGAUUCUAAAACAAAUUUGGAACACAACCUUUCAUACAAUCUGAAAUUCAAAUUUAACGAUAAAAAACACUUACAAUCUUAUAUAACUCAAGAAUACGUCACUAUUGAAGAAAUAUCGCUGCCACUAGUUGGUUCUCCUAAAAAGAAUAACGAGCUUAUACUCGUUAAUUCAACAAAAAAGAACUUAAGAAAUCUGUCUCUUGCCGUUUCUGCUGGUAAAGUUGUGUGUUUAGUCGGUCCUGUUGGAAGUGGCAAAAGUGUUUUAAUACAUUAUCUAGCAAAUAUUACCGGACAUAAUGAUGGAAAGUUAUUGACCGUUCAACUUGGCGACGAAACCGAUUCUAAAAUGAUGCUUGGUUCUUAUCAUUGUACUGACAUUCCAGGGGAGUUUGUGUGGCAACCAGGCGUCUUGACUAAGGCUGUGACUGAAGGAUUAUGGCUUUUACUCGAGGAUAUAGACUCAGCAUCCAGCGAUUUGGCAGCGGUUCUUGUUUCACUUAUAGAAAGUCGUUCAUUGACCGUUCCUGGAUUUAGAGAUAGAAUUGUUCCCACCACCGGAUUUCAGCUUUUCUUUACUCAACGAAUUUUAACUACCGCAAGUGGAUACCACCAAAAACAUAAUAUCGCCACUGAUUUAUUAGGAAAACAUUAUGUUCAAGUAAACGUCGAACCUUUGAGCAAGAACGAACUUAUUGAAGUUGUAGAAAUCAAGUUUCCAGUUUUAAAGUCUGUAGCUGCUAAAAUUAUAGACGUUUUCUUAUUGUUUUCUGCUGGUUUUCAUGAUAGUGAUGAUUCUGUAAAAAUAAGAAGUAUCGGACGAUUGACGUCAACUAGAGAUUUGAUGAAAUGGUGUGCAAGAGCUAUUAACAAUUACAAUGUAACAUCAAGCGAAUCGGCUUUGAAAGUGAUUCAAGACGCCAUAGAUAUAUUCUGUUGCAGCGCUGUCGAUUCAAAAACACGGAUUGAGCUGGCAUGUCAUGUCGCUUCUUUAAUUGGUGUAAUUAAAACAAAAGCUCAGUAUAUUUUAAACGAGUAUAAACCUACUGUUGUCCUCGAUGAAAAAUUUUGCAUAGCGGGGCGUGUAACAUUGCCACGUAGUGGAUCGUUUCUUACAGAUAACUCCACAUCACAUUUUAAAUUUGCUUUAACACGUUCUUCAUCAUGUCUACUUGAACGAGUUGCAUGUUGUAUUACUGCACAAGAAUCGGUGUUGCUCGUCGGUGAAACUGGUACUGGUAAGACGUCAACACUUCAGUUAUUGGCUAAGCACACUGGAAACAAAUUGAUUGUCUUAAAUAUGAACCAACAAAGUGAUAGCGUUGAUCUCAUCGGUGGGUACAAACCUGUGGAAUUAAAGUUCAUUAUCAAACCUAUUCGAGAACAAUUUGAAAAUCUGUUUCGAGCUGAAUUUGAUAUAGAACAAAACACCAAAUUUCUGGGCCACAUAUCGACUUGUUUUAACAACCAUGAAUGGCAUAGUUUGAUAAAACUGAUGAAACAUGUAAUACAAAAGGCUAUUAAAAAAAAUACAAAAAAUGGCAAACCAGUUGAACGAUGGUUAGAACUAAAUGAAAAAAUUUUACGCUUUGAAACUCAACUUAAACAUUGUCAUACGGCAAUGGCGUUUGCUUAUGUUGAAGGAAGUCUAAUCCGUGCAGUCAGAGAAGGUUAUUGGGUUUUGUUGGAUGAAAUAAAUCUUGCAUCAGCUGAAACGUUGCAGUGUUUAUCGAGCUUACUUGAAUCCGAUGGUACUAUUACUGUAAAUGAACGAACUGAUACUAGGCCAAUAACAAGACAUGACAAUUUCCGAUUAAUGGCAGCCAUGAAUCCGGCUACUGAUGUUGGUAAAAAAGACUUGCCGCCGGGCAUAAGAAAUAGGUUUACUGAAUUUUUUGUCGAUGAGCUGACUGAACGUUCUGACUUAAUUACAAUGACGGCGUGCUACCUUCCGGACUAUCCAGCUCAAAAGCUAAACGCGUUGUCCAAAUUUUAUCUGCUAGCUAAACGUGAAGCGGAAAAGUCCUUAGUCGAUGGAACUGGACAUAAACCUCAUUACAGUCUACGAACUUAUUGCCGUGCCUUGGCUAUAGCUUCGUCAAAUCCCUGUCAAUCUGCACCAAGAUCGUUGUAUGAAUCAUUCUGUUUGAGUUUUUUAACACAAUUGGAUAGUGCUUCUCAUAAACUAGUAGAGUCAUUAAUUGCUACGACAAUAUUCGGUGAAAAGUUAAUUCAAGGAGUAAUCAAUCAACCAAUAUCUAAACCGGUCAAUGGAUCUUACGUUCAAUUCGAAGGCUAUUGGAUUCAUAAAGGCGACUCCAAACCUUUGGUUGCUAAAAAUUAUAUACUGACAGAAAGCGUUAAAAAGAAUUUGCGUGAUCUUGUCAGAGCCGUUUCUUUAAGCUGCUAUCCUGUUUUAAUUCAAGGCGAUACUUGUGUGGGAAAAACAAGUCUCAUCACAUACUUGGCUGCUGCGUCUGGAAAUGUUUUGGUGCGUAUUAAUAAUCAUGAGCACACAGACUUGCAAGAGUAUAUCGGUUCGUAUUCUGCUCAGUCAGUAACGGGUCAAUUGAUAUUUAAAGAAGGUGUACUCGUAGAAGCGAUGCGAAAAGGUCACUGGAUUGUAUUGGACGAAUUAAAUUUAGCACCCACUGACGUAUUAGAGGCUUUGAACCGCGUCUUGGACGAUAACCGUGAAUUAUUUAUACCCGAAACACAAACUCUCGUUAAAGCACAUCCAGGAUUUAGAUUAUUUGCUACUCAAAAUCCUCCAGGAUUAUACGGAGGUCGUAAAAUAUUAUCAAGGGCUUUCAAAAAUAGAUUUAUAGAAAUGCAUUUUGAUGAAAUUCCUGCUUCUGAAUUGGAGACGAUAUUGUAUAAACGCUGCGAGAUGCCUCCAUCUUACGCAAAAAAAGUAGUUUUAGUUAUGAAAGAUCUCCAGUCCACUCGUAAAGGUAGUGCGGCAUUUGCAGGAAAACAUGGAUUUAUUACGCUAAGAGAUUUAUUCAGAUGGGGGGAGCGUUAUCGACUGGCAAAUGCUCCAGAUAACUACAACUGGAAUCAGCAUUUAGUGGACGAAGGCUUUUUAGUUUUGGCGUCUAAAGUUAGAAAAACAGAAGAAGAAGAAAUAAUAAUUCAAAUUUUAGAAAAACAUUUCAAGUGUUCUUUAUUAUUGGACAGAUUAUUUACAUUGACCGACAAAUCGUCAUACGUUACACGCCACAUUCUAGAAAAAAUCCAGCGUCCUCCAGUUGGAUUUGAACAAAUUUUUAUGUCAAAAAAUAUUAGACGAAUGGUGGUACUCUGUUGCAAAGCUAUAGAAUUUAACGAACCCAUUUUAUUGGUUGGUGAAACGGGUUGUGGUAAGACGACUGUAUGUCAAAUGAUUGCCGCAAUUAGCUGUAAGAAAUUAUCGACUGUCAACUGCCACCAACACACUGAAAGUUCAGAUUUUCUGGGCGGCUUGAGACCCGUGAGAAGCAAAGAUAAUGAAAAUGACCAUAGACUUUUUGAAUGGGUCGAUGGGCCAUUAAUAAAAGCUAUGGUUGAUGGACACAUGUUUUUGGCUGAUGAAAUAUCUUUGGCCGAUGAUAGCGUUUUGGAGCGAUUUAAUUCGUUAUUAGAACCCGAAAGAAAACUUUUACUAAGUGAAAAAUUAGGUGAUAAUAAUAGCGAUUCGGAGCUUGUAGCGCAUACAGGCUUUUGUUUUGUUGGCACUAUGAAUCCUGGUGGUGACUACGGAAAAAAAGAGUUAUCACCAGCUCUUCGAAAUCGUCUGACAGAAAUUUGGUGUGAAAAUUGUUCGGACAACGCCGAUUUAAUUCAAAUAGUUAAUGGAAACUUUUUGACAUUCCACAGCGCAAGUUUAUAUUUAAGUGAAUCAAUGGUACGAUUUGUUAACUGGUUAAAAGAUACUGAUUACAUUAGAAAUUAUUUAAAACUCAACAUUAGUAUUAGAGACUAUUUGAUAUGGGUACAGUUUAUUGAAUCAAUGAUGGGUCAGUUACCGACAAACAACCCAUAUUACAACACCUUAAAAGCAUUCAGGACUUUUUACAAAGAAGGAGCGAUAAUGAUUUUUUUGGAUAAAAAAACGUGUUUAGAACCAUCUUAUGACGAAGCUAUUGACUCUGCUCUACAAGAGUCGUUAAAAGAAAAAAACCAACAAUUGGAAAUUAAAGAAGAUUUAUUUGAUAAUUUGCUUCAGUUUUUCCCAUCAAAAUGUACACCAAAAUUGUUUGGUUGUGACGGAUAUUACAUUCCAAAAGGUAAUUUACCAGAAGUAUCAAUCCCCGAAUUUUCUUUCGAAACUCCUAUUACGAAGCAAAAUGUCAUUCGUUUAUUACGAUGUAUGCAAAUUAGCAAUCGGGCUAUACUUUUAGAAGGUAGUCCGGGUGUUGGGAAAACCAGUCUCGUUCAAGCAAUUGCUAAAGCUUCUGGUCAUAAACUAAUAAGAAUUAAUCUCUCUGAACAAACAGACGUAUCAGACUUAUUCGGAGCAGACUUACCGACAGACGGUGGCGAUGGUGGUAGUUUCGAAUGGAGAGACGGUCCAUUUUUGAGAGCGUUAAAAGAAGGCAGUUGGAUUCUUUUAGAUGAGUUAAAUUUAGCCUCGCAAUCUGUUCUUGAAGGGUUGAAUGCAGUUCUCGAUCACAGAGGUGAAUUGUAUAUUCCAGAACUCGGACGGACAUUUUUAAUCAAAUCGAACGAAACAAGAUUAUUUGCUUGUCAAAAUCCAAUGAAUGAGGGUGGAGCGAGAAAAGGACUGCCAAAAUCAUUUUUGAAUCGAUUUUUGCAGGUGCAUUUAAAUGUCCUAGACAGUAGUAACAUUGUUAAUAUAAUACAAAAAUUAAACAUUUCAAAUGAAAAGAAAGUACAGUCGUUAAAUUUAGAUCAAGUAGUUAACUUUACUCUAUCAUUUAGCCAAAAAUAUAAUAUGGACUUGAACUUGAGAGAUAUAUUGCGAUGGGUUGAAGUAACAAUUAAAUUGGAUUGUAAUAUACUAGACCAUCUUUCAUUAAUAUAUACCAAUCGCAUGCCCAGUCUAAAAUGUCAAGAAGAAGAAAUUUUCAAUCGGAUGAAAAUAUUAUUAAAUGUCGAUUGUGAAAAAUAUGAUUACAUUAGAGUAUUGCCAUCUGCGGUUCUAUUUAAUAGAUUUGCAGUACUUCGAAAGCGUACGCUUGGAACCCCAGUUGAUCGCAGUAACCAAAAUUUAAUUCUUAGAUCCCACAUUCAUACGUUAAACUCGUUGGCUGUUUGCGUAAAAAUGAAAUGGAUGCCCAUUUUGGUGGGUAGCAGCUGCGGCAAAACUUCAGUCAUUAAAACACUCGCUCAAUUGUGUGGCCAAGAAUUGCGCGUGUUGUCCGUAAACAGUUCCAUGGAUACUAUAGAAAUAUUAGGUGGAUUUGAACAGGCUGACUAUAAUAGACAUCUAGAAGAAAUAGCAAAACGAGUAGAAUACGCAAUCUAUAAUAAAGUUAGCCUACAACUCUUAAAAGGUCAAAGUGAUAUUUUAAUGCUAGCAUUGUGGUAUGAAUUUAAAAGAAUGUCAGAUGUCCAAAACAACACUGGAACUACUAUGGCGUCGGAAACUUUUCUAUUUCAAAAGCGGAUUUCAGCUUUAGCAAAAAUAACCAGUUUGUUGGAGUAUUAUGACUAUUCAAAACAACUUCAACUUCUUGCUGAUAGGGUGACCAGUUCCGGUAGCUUAAAUGCUGGUGGAAAAUUUGAGUGGAUCGACAGUUUAUUGGUUAAAUGUUUAAAAGACGGUUCGUGGCUGUUGAUUGACAAUGUAAACUUGUGCAGUCCAGCCGUUCUUGAUCGAUUAAACGGUUUACUAGAACCAAAUGGCUGUUUAGUUUUGGGUGAAAAAGGUAUUGGUUCCGAUGGAGAAAUAACAACUAUCAGACCUCAUGAAAAUUUCAGACUAUUCUUAGCUAUGGACCCAAAACAUGGAACUAUAUCAAGAGCAAUGAAAAAUCGAGGAGUUGAAAUUUACAUGCAUCCAUUGGAAGAACUCAACGAGCAUGAUAUUCAUUCGUUGAUCAAGUUACAAGGUGUUGACAGUUACUCAAUAAGAAGUACAAUUAUUAAAAUUCAUCAAUUUAUUAAAAAAUUAGCAUCGGGCGUUGUUAUUGGCAUUAAUCAUUUACUUCGAACCGCUUAUUUAAUAUCACAAAAUUCAAAACGAAAUCUGCCAAUUUUGGAAAUUGUUCGUGAAACAUGUACUGAUGUUUAUGUACGAUGUUUGAUUGGCAAUUUAAAACAAAAUGCAAUUUUAGAAAUUGAUAGAAUUUUAGAAGAGCAUAGCGAAGUGGUUAGUGAUGUCUGGUAUCCUAAUCUAAAAACACUCGAUGUUUUGCAAUCAGCAAAUUUGUGUUAUGUAAAUCAACUGUGUGAUGUUUUAAAACAUUAUAAGAACUUAAGUGAUACUAGCAUAGAAGAUUUGCUGUUAUGCUAUUUUGGCCGAUCAUCGAGUGCAGAUAUUAGUACUAGAUGCAAAUGGCUAUUGAUGAAUUUCAAUUUUGAAUCUGACGUAAUUCUUAAUUUUGUAAAACAAGUUGAAUUUUUACAAUUCGAUAAUUUAACAUAUUUGCCAAAGAAAGUGGGUGACAAUAUAGACUGGAAUAAUUUGCCUUACGACUGUAGAUAUUUACCAGCCGUCUAUUAUAAUGGAAUUAACGCAAAUAUGCCAUGUGCAGAAAACAAAAUGCAUCUGAUGUUGGAACACACAUUAAAUAAGGCUGUAGAUGAGAGUUCUGCUGCAUUAAAAAAAAAUAAAAAAAGAGCUAUGAUACAAAAUGGCGGAAUGCUUCACGAUUAUGCGGUAUUGUCGGUCGCUUUUGAUGAAUUUGUUGAUUUCUUUAUAAGCGAAUGUUCAUUACUUAUUGAUGAAAACAACUAUCGGUCAUUUAAAGAAAUUAUAUGUUGGACUAGAAGUAUCGAGCAGUAUAUAUAUACAAAUUUGGAAAACAGAGGGGAGUUCCUAACGGUGUUGGUGUAUUGCUAUUUCAGCGUAAUCGUUAAUUAUUUUGUACCGUUAAUGGAAUCCAUUACAAUUGGAGUCAAACAUACAUACUUGGAAAGAUUGAAAACAAUGCGAGAUGAAGUCCGAAAGAACUAUUUGACGCCUAAGCGUCAUACAGAGCUCAUGAAAUGCUAUAAACAACAAAUUCCAUCGCAUCAGUGUUGUAAAACUCACGGCGAUGAAAUUGUCAAGAGACAUAAAAAAAAUAAGGACUACAUUUCUAUAAUUAAGUCGAAUAACUUAAAGGGAUUGAUUUCUAAAGAGGCUAAAAACCAAAGACAUGAAAUUAUUCUUAUGGCGCAUUCCAACUGUGAAACGGUCCAAUCGACUACAACUCAAUCUAUUAAACUUGAAAAUAUUGAAAUAAACGAUAUUGAACUUAACGUUAUACCUUUAUGGGAAUUAAUUAUCGAACGGAGUUUCCUCACAAAUUUAAACCAUUUCUUUGAUGAUAACGAUGAGAAUAAUAGUAACAAUGACAUGAAGUUUUUUAAUUCACUUUUGCAAUAUUUACCGACUGUAUCACCAUUAUAUUGUCAUUCAUUAAAAAAUAGUCAAAGAAGUAUUGACUUCCUAUUGGAAGCUUUGAAGCAUUCGUUCAACUCGGUUGCUGUGAAUUAUCCAAAUAACUUUCUGGAAUGGUUACCCAACAACAAUGAAUUUAGAAUAGAUGACGAAGAAACUACUAUUGAGGAAGUGUGUAAACCUGAGGAAACAUAUUAUUCAUUCGAACAACCGCUGUUCAGUGUGUUUAUAAUCAAAAUGUUAUUGAAAGAAAAAGAACCAUACUUUACGUUUGCGCCGAUUCCUAUUCAGUCCAUACAACACACCAAUUAUAACUUGAAGAGCGUCAAACAUUUUAUACAGAAUAAUUCAAAAUGGACUACUGAAAUUCAUUUUAAAAAUCUCAAGAUUUUGCUUAAACUUGCUGAAUUGUUUUUUUCGCCUCUGUUACCUAUUGAUGAUAUUACAUCUAUGGAAGAGCUCUAUCUAAGUAGAGAUAAUGAUAAAUGCCACAAAUCCCUGUGUUACAAAGUUAAUUAUCACGAUACCAUGGUUACUGCUGUUUACGAAGCGGCUAAUGAGAUUGAUUACAUUAAGAAGAAUGUACAUCUUUCGGCGACAUCAGAUGUAGACAAUAAUUUGAGUAGACAAUUGCUAUUUAGUGCAGGCCGUUUGUGGGUACUCUCAGGCAUGUACUUGCUGGAAGUGUUUUCCGCGUUGAGUCCAGUAGAUCCAUUACAAAAACUUAAAGUUAAAAUUGAAUGUUCCGUUUCUGAGAAAAUUAUGCUAAAUGGAAGAUUAAACGCUGAAAAAAUAUUCUCAGAAAUGGAAGGUGUUUCUGAACUGUUUCCAUUUAAAGAAUAUUAUGUUCAAAGACUUAAAGCUUUGAGCGAAAAAAACACAAAUGUAGGCUACAGACCAGAACCUCCUAUAUACAAUGCUAUUUUAGAAGAAGUUACUCGUUUUACAAAAAUGUAUGGUUUAGAUGGUAACACGUAUAAAAUUAUAAAUUCUGAUUUAAAAAAUCGUGAAUCACUUGUAAAUGAAAUAGACAACUGGCUGACAUCGGUUUCAAGUUUUCAUGAUCGACUAUAUGAACAUUAUGCAGCAUACCCGGACAUACUUGCCGGAAUACUUCUUUCAAUAAAUCAGAUGAGGUACGGUAUGAGAAUUUUACGCAACCACUUUAAAUGGUCAGUAAUGAAAGAGGAACAUGUUGCACAUAACGAAGAAAAAUUAUUACAACUUUUUGGUGAAUUUCCUCGAUUCUGUCCCGACAUUAUGGAAAUGGUCGACAUAGACGAAACAGUUUCCAUGAAUACAAACGACAAAUUUAGGUGGUACAAGUUAUGUUUGGAAGAGUUGAAUAACAUGUUUUACCUUAGUGGUCAGCCGUGUGGUUCGGAUCAACACAUGACAGCUAUAAGGAGCGUUGUUGAAAAAUUUGUAUGUAACUGGAAGCGUCUUCAAGAAGAAGAAGAAAGUAAAAAAAUUGAACAAGAAAGUCUGUAUAAGCAAAAAUCGGACAGUGAAACAAUAACCGAAGAGACAGAAAUUGCACAAGGUGUUGCACAACAAUUUCCGACUACAAAACAUACAGAUUUUAAUGAUAUUGAAGGUCCAAAUACACUUGAAAACACUACUGUCGGGGAUAAUAUUUCUCAAGAGCUUUACAGUCUUACUGAUAAAGACAUCAAUGAUAUAUGUCGAUUACAUGACCAAUUAGUACGACCAGCAGCAUUGGCUCAUUGGUUAUCACCAUCCUCGAAAAUUGUUGAUCAAAACGAAGCGUUCAGCAGAAUUCGAAAUACUUUCUCCGAUCGUUUUUGUAUGUUUGGCAAACUUUUAUUGUCAAAAUUUAUGUACUUAGAUUGUUCAAUGGACAGUAAAAUGAUUCCAUGGAUGUUGUUGGCCACUGACAUUGCUAGCAAUCCAAAACAACGGUUAGAUAAAGACUAUUACGACUUCUAUCGCGAUUCCAAUGUAGAGUAUGCUUUGAAAACUUAUGAAGUACUCAAAGAAAUAGAAGACAAAAUUAAAGGGCUGUUGGAGGAAUGGCCAGAUCAUCCUACAUUGCAAACAAUUAUAAAAGUUCUAAAGCGCAUGAUGGGUUUCGAUUGGUCCAGUCCAACAUGUCGUUUUCUUGUUGGCUUAGAACUUCUUCUAACCAAGCUUCAUGAAUGGGAAGAAGUUGCUCAUCGGGGCAUUAGUAUGAAUGAAUUAGUUUUAAAAAUAUCUUACAGUAUCCAAGAAUAUCGAAAUCUUGAGUUGAGCACUUGGAAAGACUGUUUACAGUAUUCUCUCAAAAAGGUGCAGAAUGAUUCAUCUAAGUGGUGGUUUUAUUUGUAUUCAAUUUUCCAAGCAUACAUAAACAAGCAAGACAGUUUUCCACAACUUGUAUCUGCUUUGCAAAAAUUUAUGGAGAGUUCAACGUUGGGAGAGUAUUCGACAAGAUUAGAAUUGCUUUACACGUUUCAUUGUGAUACAAUUAAUAGAGAAAAAUCAAAUGAGCAAACUGAACUAAGCAAUGCUUCUUGGAACUUGUAUAAAUAUUAUUGUCAAUUCGAAAAGCGUAUUCAUACUCGCAUUGAAACCCUAACAGCCGAAGUUAAAAAGAAACUACGAGACUUUGUAAAAAUCGUUAAGUGGAAUGAUAUCAACUACUGGUCAAUCAAAGAAACCGUAACCAAAGUUCAACAAACAUUGCACAAGUACACUCGGGAAUAUGAAGAAAUUUUAAAAAAUUCUGCAUCGUUUGCUAUGAUGACUCAGUCGACUACUUCCGAGACAAAAGUUGAUCCCUAUAUUCUUCCAACAUUUAAUAUUGAUAACUAUUUAAAUGAUUGUGAAAUAAAUUUGGAUAUAUUAGACGGUACAGAUAUUCUGUUGAAUCUUAGCAAAUACUCGAAAAAAUUAAAUACUUUUUCGCGUAAAACAAUGACUAAUUGUUUCUACCCAAAUCACAUUACUGAACUGAAUGAAUUUAUAAAUGGUAUUUUGGAAUCGGCUGAAGAAUUGCGUGUAUUGCAGAUUAAUUUAGAAGCGCCAAAAGACAAACAAAAAUCUCAAGCGAAACAAAUUUUACAACAAAAACGUAAAGCGUUAUCUGAACUGUUUAAGGCUCUAAAACGCAUUGGGUUAUCUUUUAAAGCUGGAUUAAUGGGAUGUGAGCAAAUAAACAAUGCGAUUGAUUUUGCUCGAUUACCGCCGGUGGAUCUAAAAGCGGCACUUGAUUCGUUAUCUCUUACGCCUGCAGAUGACGAUUUACAUUGUGCUUGGUCUGAGAGUGAGUCUUAUUUUUUGAAAUCUGUAUCCCAAAUAGCCGCUCUUAAAGUGGCCUCCGAAAAACCUAAGCUGGGUCAACAAGAUAUGGAUCGUGUUAAGGGUUUUACUAACGACCUUAUGAAAACUACAUGGAAAACUAAAAAAAUAUUGGCUUCUCACGUGGACUCUCUUGUUCAGUUCCGAAGCUUGUUGCAUUUAUCUGAUAUUAUUACAGAUUCUGAUAGUGUAGUUUUCAAUCCUACUGAAGAUCUAAAAUCGCCGAUCAAUUAUGUAGUCAACAGUAUUAAUAUAUUGCAACAAUUUAAAGUAACCUUACAAUGUCGUGAUGAAACGACUAAUUUGACUACAGCUGACAAGCAGACAUCGUUAUUCAAUUUAUUAUAUUCCGAGAACAAUAAGAACAGCGUUCUUAAUAAUUCUAAGUUACCAGACGAUAUCUCAAAUCUUAAUGAAGUCAUAGAGUUGGCUCAAAAUACUCUUAAAGGAUUAGCUGAUGAAAAAACAGUUAGAGCAAUGAAGUUAUGUGAUGUAAAUUUCAUGAGUAACGACCUAUACAAUAAAGCAGUUAAAAUAUGUGAUCUAAUAUCCGAAUACAUAAAUAAGUUUUAUAAUAAAAUUUGGAUGGUGGAAGACCAUUUUGGUAAAAUUCAAUUCCAACACGAGCUAUUUGAUUCUAAUGCAAGUAUCCCUCUUGAACAGUCUUCCUCGUCAAAGGAGGCGGUUAGCCAAUUGAUAAAUUCAAUUUUAUUAUCAGUUGAAAAGCUCUAUAAAAAGUAUAAUAACAUUAAUGUACUAGAAAACAAUGAAUCGAUGUUACUAAAAUGUCAAAUUCUCCAGCCAUUAUUGACUGACUUAGAAGAUUGCAACUUGUCCCAAAUAAACAAAAAACUAAGAAAUGUACUGAAAAUGUCUGUUGGUGAUAAUGUUUUGAGAUCAUGUCUACCGUUGCUUAAACAAUAUGCUUUACUUGUACAAUAUUUUAUUGCCCAACAAACGAUGACGUACAGAGUUUUAUCAAAAAUGAGUUUCACUCUCUCCUCAUUGUUCACUGAUCUUGCUGCAAAUGGAUUUUGUGUACCCGAUGAACUGUUAGAAGGAGAAGACGGUACGCAGUCUGACGGUAAAAGUGGUAUGGGUCUUACCGAAGGUGAAGGAGCAAAGGAUGUAUCGGACCAAAUAGAAAGUCAAGAUCAAUUGGAAGAUGCAAAAAAAAAUUAUGAUAAUGAACCUGAACCAGAUAAAGAUUUAAAGGAGGAAGAAAAAGGCGUAGAAAUGUCUGAUGACUUUGAUGGUAAAUUACAUGAUUUAGAAAAAGAAGAAAAUGAAAAUAGCAAUGAUGAUGAUGAUGAUGAUAAUGAUGAUGAUGACAACGAAAAUAAAGAAAUGGGAGAAACAGGAGAAGGUGCAGAAACUUUGGAUGAGAAACUGUGGGGCAGUGAUUCUGAAGACGAUGAAAAUGGCGAUGAACAGGAAAAUGAAGAAUUAAAAGAAGAUGACGGUCAAGGAGGAGAGUCACAAGGAGACAAACAAAUUGGUGCUAAGAAUGAUAACGAAAAUGGGAAAGGAGAAGAUAACGAAAAAGAAGAAAUAAACCAAAAAGAUAGUAAAAAUGAUAUAAACGAAUUAAAUGAUGAUGGUGAUGAAGCUGGAGAAGAUCAUUCAGAUCCCCAUCAUGGAGAUUUAGAACCACCACCUGAGCCCGAGCCAAUGGAUUUGCCAAAUGAUCUUCAACUCGAUGAGGGUGAAAUGAAUGACAACGAUGAAGGAGAAGAAAAUCCGUUUGAUAUAGAUGCCAUGAAAGAAAAUAUGGAAAAUGCAGCAACCGAUGAUGAACUUAACGAAGAACCCAAAAAAGAUAAAAAUGAUAUGGAAGACACAAGUGAUGAAGAAGAAAACGAAAAUCAAAUUGAUGACACUAAAAUUGGUGAUAAUGAUGAGGGAGUAGAAGAAAAAAAUAGUCCUGAUGAUGAUAUGAAUAACGACGGUGGUAAAAAAGAUGAUAAUAAAACUGGAGAGGAACCACAAAAAGAGGAAAAAGAAGAACUAAAAAAUAAUCAAGAAAACGCUAAACCUUCUGAUGAUGAGCCUAGUAAAGUAGAAGCUCAAUCCUCAAAUCUGGAAAACGGUGGUUCUAAAGAUCAGAUUUGUGAAAAUGCUGAUGGCCAAGACGAUAGUGGAGCAAAUGAAGAGAACAAAGAAGAAGCAAUUGGUCCUGAGCAGCAAGGUAUUGGUCGUUCUCAAAAGGAAAGUAGAGAUACUAAGCAAGGUCAUAGUGCCGAUCAAGAUAAUGGUGCUUCUAGCGAAGAGCCUGGUUUAAAGGAAAAGAAAAGACGGAUGAAACCUGGGCAAAAAGAUACAAAUAGAACUUUAGCUGAAAGUAAUGGACCUAUGAAAAAAAGGUUGAAAACUGCAGACAUUCAGGAAGAAGAUGAAGCAGAGGACGACGAUAUGGAUGAAAGCGGUGCAAACAAAAUAGAAAAUGCCAAUAAAAAAGGAGAUUUGUUUAAACACGUUAAAGAAUCUAAAAAAGAUGAUGUAGAGACAUUAGAUGCAGCAAUGAAUGAACAACUUGAAAACCGACCUAUACCUAAUAACGAAGACGAAGUCGGUGAAGAACUUAAAGAUAAUGAUAUAGAAAUGGAAGAAGACAUAGAAAAAGAAGAGCCUAAACAAGGUGAUGAGUUAUUGCCAGAAAAAGUUAAACCUAAGAAAAAAAAUAACCAGCCAAUUAUGAAUGAAACUGAUGGUUUUGAACAUAAAGAAAUUAAUGAUGAUGAAGAACAGAUUGACAUAGAAGGAGAUGUUGUUUUGACUCAUGGAGUCGAACGAGGAAUGGAAACUAUGUUUCACACAGCAGAAAUAAAAGAUGAUGAAGAAAUAUUUGAAAUAGAAGUCAAAGACCAUAAAGAAUUUUUACAAGAUCAAUACAAUAAAUGGAUGGAGGCUGGAAGUAAUGAUGUUAAUAUAGACGAAGCUUGGAAUAAGUGCAUGGAAGCCACAUCUGGUUUAGCCCAAGAAUUAAGUGAACAACUUCGUUUAGUGUUAGAGCCAAGUAAGGCAUCCAGACUUCAAGGCGAUUUCAGAACGGGGCGACGCAUAAAUAUGAGACGUGUUAUACCUUACAUAGCCAGCCAGUUUAGGAAAGAUAAAAUAUGGCUCCGAAGGACUAGACCUUCCAAACGUCAAUACCAGAUUAUCAUGGCCGUUGACAACUCUAGUAGUAUGAUGGAUAGUCAUGCUAAAGUCUUGGCAUUUGAAUCCUUAGCUUUAGUUAGUAAAGCUCUCACCUUAGUGGAAGCUGGAGAAUUGGGGGUGAUGAGUUUUGGUGAACAAGCCAGAAUCGUUCAUCCUCUUGGUGAGCCUUUUGCCGAUCAAACGGGUGCUAGAUUAGUAUGUGACUUUACGUUUGAUGAACAGAAAACUAAAGUUGGAGAAAUGAUCGAGUUAGCUACUGCGUCCUUUAAGGACCGGGGUCGAUUAGAUAACGGGGAUCAACCAGCCCAACUAUUAGUGAUUAUGAGUGAUGGUCGAGGUAUAAAAAGUGAAGGACCUGAUGUAGUGAGAAAUGCUAUUCGGACAGCUAAAUUGAAUGGUAUAAUCAUUGUAUUUAUCGUUAUAGACAAUCCAACCACAAAGGAAUCCAUUUUAGAUGUCAAAAUGCCAAUAUUUGAAAACAAUAGUGUACGCAUUGAAUCGUACAUGGAUAAUUUCCCAUUUCCAUUCUAUGUGAUUUUAAGAGACGUUGACAAAUUGCCUAGUGUAUUAAGUGAUGCGCUUAGGGAAUGGUUUGAGCUUGUUACAACAUAAAGCCAUUCGUUUUUCUUACAUAAAAUUAAUUAAUAGUUUUACCAUGUUUAUAUAUUUCUUGUUUGUUUUAUGAAUGACUGUUGUUAACGCAAUUAUUUUUUUUUUUAAAUAAAAUAACCUUAU
Molecule: messenger RNA, 15274 nt
Organism: Adelges cooleyi (spruce gall adelgid)
Lineage: Eukaryota; Metazoa; Arthropoda; Insecta; Hemiptera; Adelgidae
Product: midasin
Exons: 56
Coding region: 191-15151 (4986 amino acids)
Biological process (GO): ribosomal large subunit assembly; rRNA processing
Cellular component (GO): preribosome, large subunit precursor; nucleus
Molecular function (GO): ATP binding; ATP hydrolysis activity
Source: RefSeq, a predicted model, not a curated record